This is a messenger RNA of Ruditapes philippinarum (Manila clam), 9470 nucleotides long. RefSeq names its product 3'-5' RNA helicase YTHDC2-like. The record is from RefSeq and is a predicted model, not a curated record. The transcript has 34 exons. The coding region runs from base 125 to 4591 and encodes 1488 amino acids. Gene Ontology annotation, cellular component: intracellular anatomical structure. Gene Ontology annotation, molecular function: ATP binding; protein binding; RNA binding. Lineage: Eukaryota; Metazoa; Mollusca; Bivalvia; Venerida; Veneridae.
AAGACACGUCUAGUUGCAGCUACAACAACAACAACUACUACAACAACAUGAACUUUUGCUUUCUGUUUUGCAGUUUUUGAAAAAUAAAGGAACAUUAUUCAUUUGAUUGAGGAUUGAAAAGAAGAUGCCUAAGAAAGGAAAGAAGCCAGCAUGGGGUGCAAGACCUGAUGUUGGACCAAAACCUAAUCAAGAUGUAUGCAUCUCAGAAGAAGUAAAGAUAGGGAUAAACCUAGCUAUUGAAAGAUUCAGGAUGGAUGAUACACAAAAAGAACUGGAGUUCCCUACAUCUUUAACAGCAACUGAGCGUGCAUAUAUACACAGAGUGGCUGAUGAAUUGCAUUUGAAACACAAAAGUAAAGGGCAAAAAGCGUCUCGGUAUCUUGUCCUCGCAAAGAAAGAUGUAGGCUCUAUGACUAGUAGAAGUGCGACAUUUCAGUUGGUUCGUAACUCCCUAUACCAGGUUAGCAAUAUGCUACACAGGUUUCCAGUCAGCAGUAAGGAACGUCUUGAAUUGCUACCUAGCACAGAUAAAAGUCAAGUAAAUGAAGUGUCAAAGGAGCUGGCCUGCACGGCUACGGGGCGUCUAAAUAAUGGUAUACCACAGGUCCCUCCCAUGAAAGGACCUUCAGACCUACAACAGUUCACAAAAACCCUUCCCAUUAAUCAGUAUAAAGAUGAAAUAAUGAAAAUGAUAAGAGAGAAUCAAGUUUGCUUAAUCUCUGGUGAAACUGGAUCUGGAAAGACAACUCAGGUUCCACAAAUGAUUCUAGAUGAAUGUCAUCAGAAGAAACAAGCGUGUAGGAUAUUUUGUACGCAGCCGAGACGUUUAGCUGCUCUCAGUAUCUCAGACCGUGUGGCGGCUGAGAGAAAGGAAGAUGUCGGGCAAACCGUAGGAUUUCAAAUAAGACUUGAAAGCCGGGUAUCUCCUAAGACUCUGUUGACAUUUUGUACAAAUGGCGUGCUGUUACGUACACUGAUGGGCAGUUCAGAUGCUUUAAGUACGGUGACCCAUGUCAUUGUUGAUGAAGUACACGAGAGAGACAAGUUUUGUGACUUUCUGAUGAUAUCUCUAAGAGACAAAGUCCGCAAGAGGCCAGAUCUUAAGGUCAUACUGAUGAGUGCAACAUUAAACACGGAAUUAUUUGUCAAGUACUUCGACAAUUGUCCUUCCAUAUGUGUUCCUGGCAACUUAUUUCCAGUGGAAGAAUUCUUUCUUGAGGAUGUGCUGAAAUGGACAGCUUACACUAAUAGAAAGAUGGAAAACUACCGCAGAGAACUAGAUCAAAUGGCUGCACAUACUGAGCAGUUAUCUAAAUGGUGCAAUCAAGAUCCGGACACUGUUGAUCCUCGCCUUCUGUUAUCAAGGAAACGGAAGAAGAGGAAGCAGGUUUUACCCGGCGUAUGUGCCGACAUUGACCUCGAUUCAUCUAGUAGUGACUCAGAGAGGGAACCGGAUGAUCGUGGUGACCUUACACAACAGUUAUCCAGUCUUGGUCUGAGCAAGGAGAAGGAGAAAGACGAGCUGGAGCCAUGGUUGAUACAGGAGAUGGACCAGUGUCUGUCAGAGAUAUGGUUGUCGGGAUCCGAGGAAAAAUUCCCACAGGUUUUCUACCUCAUAGCUUCAGAAAAUGUCAGUGUUGAUUACCAGCACAGUGAGACAACAGUGACCCCAUUGAUGAUAGCUGCAGGUCGAGGGUUCAUAGACAUAGUGGACCAGCUCCUUACCCUCGGAGCCGAUCCUACUGUCAAGUCAUCAAAUGACUGGACCGCACUCGACUGGGCAAAAAAAUUUGAGUGGACUGAAAUCGCCUCCCUGUUAGAGACACAUAUGUUAGCAUGUGAGAUUGGACCUGAACACAAGGAUCUUGAUAUAGAGGACGAUGAAGAUAUCUCGGAGGAAGAUAAGAAGAUGUUAACAGUAUACCAGCAUUGUUGGGAUGAUGAUAAAGUUGAUAUAGAACUCAUUGCACGUCUACUGUAUCUAGUAGUUUCCACACAAUCUGAUGGUGCAGUACUGAUAUUCUUGCCUGGAUAUGAUGAAAUUAUCUCCCUUAGGAACAGAAUAGAAGAUGAUGAUAAGUUUAAAAGAAUCAGAUAUUCAAUGUUCCUUCUACAUUCAUCAAUGCAGUCAGCAGAUCAGAAAAAAGUGUUCAAACCAGCAGCUGCUGGGUUCAGAAAAAUAAUUUUAGCAACAAAUAUAGCUGAAACCAGUAUUACAAUCAAUGAUGUUGUCUAUGUUAUCAACUGUGGUAAAGUCAAAGAGAAAACAUUUGAUGCACUGUUAAAGAUAACUAUGUUGAAAAGUAAUUGGAUAUCUAAAGCUAGUUCUACUCAAAGAAAAGGAAGGGCCGGUCGUGUACGUCCAGGUGUCUGCUAUCACAUGUACAGUAAGGUACGGUACCAUCAUUUGUGCGACUUUGCAACACCGGAACUCCUACGAUGUCCAUUACAGGAGUUAUGUCUACAGACCAAGUUGUUAUCUCCCUUGAAUGAGAGUAUAGUGGAGUUUUUAUCUAAGGCACCAGAACCACCACCAUCCCUUGUAACAAGAUCUGCCAUCUCUGUCCUGAAGCAAAUGGAUGCAUUAGAUAAUAAUGAAGAACUUACAGAACUUGGCCGUCAUUUAGCAGAUCUUCCUGUAGAACCUCACCUUGGAAAGAUGGUUCUCAACUCUAUUGUACUAAAAUGUAUUGAUCCUGUCCUCACUAUUGUCUGUUCUCUGGCUUAUAAAGAUCCAUUCUUGUUGCCACAACAACCAUCAGAGAAACGUCAAGUUGGAAUGAUUAGAAAUGACUUUUCUGCAUCAACCUUUAGUGAUCACAUGACAGUACUUAGACUGUUUCAGGCAUGGCAGAAAGCUAGGACAGAUGGCUGGGAGAGAACAUUCUGUCACAAGAACUAUGUUUCACCAGCUGUGAUGGAGAUGAUAGUUGGAAUGAGAGCACAGUUGCUCGGUCAAUUGCGGGCGUCGGGAUUUGUCCGUGCUAGAGGUGGUGGUGAUAUUAGGGAUUUGAACACAAACUCUGAGAACUGGGCAGUUGUGAAAGCAUCAUUGUGUGCGGGGGCAUACCCAAACAUUAUAAGAUGGGAUAAAUCUACUGGCAGUUUUGUUGGACAGACAGCUGAUAAAAUCAAGAUACACAUAUCAUCUGUGUUACCUCAACAAGUUGGAGUAUUGCCCACCGAUUGGCUGUUUUACGAGGAGAUGACGCGUGCAGGGAAAGGGUCGUACGGGGGCCUGGCUUGUGUACGUUGCUGCACGGUUGUCUCCCCUGCAACAGUCGCUAUAUUUGCCGGACCCUCAAAAUUACCAAGUGAUGCUUUGAAAGACACAGCAGACGAGGUUGCAGACAGUUUAAACUCGGAGCAUGGACCAACAAGCGACAGUGAAAAUGAGGAUCCCGAGGACAACAAGAACUGUACUCUGCAGUUUGGUGACUGGCUAACAUUCAAAGCUGAUGCUGAAUCUGCCAGUUUGACUCUACAGCUAAGACAGAAAUGGAACAGUUUGUUCUUAAGAAGAAUGAGAGCUCCAUCUAAACCCUGCUCUCAGAUGGAUGAGGCUGUGAUCAGUGCUGUAGUGAAUGUAUUGACCAAUGAGGAACAAGCUCUUGGCAUGCAACAACCAGCUGGUAUAGGGCAAAGACCAAGACCCAUGUCUGCAGAGAGCAUUAUGUCAGGUAGUUAUGGAGGUCAUGGUCAGAGUUCACAGUACGAUUCCUCAGAGAAUACACGGCACAGGUUUUCUACAUCCGCCAAGAAAGCCUCUGGUACACCUACUAAAAGGAGGGACUUUCUCUCACCAAAAAUAAACAAGUCGGGAGAUAAUUCUCAACACAACAGUCCAAAUCUGAGUCAGAACAGUAGUGAAAAAAGUUCACCGUACCAUAGUCCAUACAUUAGAAGUUCAGCUGCCAGCAGGUAUUUUAUCAUGAAAUGUAGUAGUCAGAGAAAUAUUGAUGUGUCAGUCAGCAAAGGCGAGUGGGCCACUUCCAAGGCAAAUGAACAAAAGCUUAACAAAGCAUUUCAGGAUGGAAGCACUGUUUACCUAAUAUUUUCAAUACAAGGCAGUGGUCAUUUCCAAGGUUACGCAAUCAUGUCGUCUUGUGUCAGUGCAGAAAGGUCAUCUGAUUAUAAUGGCCAGGGUGGGGUAUUCUCAGUUGACUGGGUUAAAAGGGGUAACCUUCAGUUUCAAGCCACUCAUCAUUUACUCAACCCUUGGAAUGAGAAUAAGAGGGUCCAGGUCAGCAGAGAUGGUCAGGAAGUAGAGCCAUCUGUUGGUGAAGCUUUAAUCUGUAUAUGGGAUGGUUUCCAAGAAAACGGCGGUAGUCAGAAUGAGGCUGUAGAACCAAAAUGGACUGGUUCCCAUCAACAUUCAAACAAUAGCAUGUCUCCAAGAGGAGCUUAUGAUGAUAGUGAAAUGUAUUCGGACUUUGGAACUGAUGGUAGUUAUGGCAACAGUAAUUCUCAGUAUGGUUACCAAGGGCAACAGUUUGGUUACCAAGGGCAACAGUAUGGUUACCAAGGGCAACAGUAUGGUUAUCAGUUUGCCCAGCAGAGAGGACCAGGCGUAUGGACAGCAAGUCUAUGAUCAGUACCAGAGCUGGGGAAGUCAAGGUGGUAACCAACCAAGAUAUAACUACAACCAGAGACAUUACAGAGGUCAAGGUCAAACUGGCUUCGGUAGCUAUGGUUACCACAAUCAGAAUGUAGAAUAUCAGAUGAGAGGAUACGAUGCAAGUUCACCGCACAACAGAAGUUCGCCAGUAAUGAUUCUUCAGAGGGGUCAUCACUCAGGAUACAGCAAGAGUAAAAAGUAGUUAGUGGUGAAUUCAUAUGUGGUGAUAUAAAUAUUUACAAGUUAAUACUAUGACUUCAUUGAAUAUUUAUUGUUAACCUACAUUGUAUAUUUAUUGUUAGCAAUGUAUUUUUUUUUCAUGAACAUUUUUUUUUCCUGUUUUCAAGAUAUAACUUACUCAUGUUAGUGUUGUUGAAAUUAUGUUUAACUUCCAUUUUCAGUUAAAAAAAAUAAUGUUUAUUGUUCAUUUAAAAAAACAAAACAAUGUUUAACCUCCAUUUUAAAGAAAAAAAGUUUAAUCUCAUUUUCAAAGAAAAAAAGUUUAAUCUCAGGUUUCAAAGAAACUAAAUGUUUUAAUCUCAAUUUCAAAGGAACAAUGUUUAAUCUCAAUUUCAAAGGAACAAUGUUUAAUCUCCAUUUCAAAGAAACAAUGUUUAAUCUCUAUUUCAAAGAAAUAGUGUUUAAACUCCAUUUUAAGGAAUAUUGCUUAAUCACCAUUUCAAGAAGCAUUACGCUUUUACCAGUUUGAUUGACUUUUGUUAGUUUAUUUUUGUUACACUAAGAAAAUAUUAACAAUGAAUUAUUACUUUGCUUAGCUAAUAUGUUGUGUUCUUUUCUUGUUUUAAUUCUUAUUUUGGGGUAAACUUUUAGAAUGUUAUAGGUAGAUGUUUUGUAUUUGUUUAAAUGAUUUUAAAAAUCAAAUAUUAAGUGUUAUUUUUUUUAAAAAUUGAUAUAAAUUGAAAAAUCAACUUGGACAAAAUCGUCAGUAAGCAUUGCAUUUUUUUUUUCAGGAUUUAAAAAAAAUAAAUUUUUAUAAAAUUAUGAAAAUAAAUAUAUUAAACUCAAGAUCAUCUACUAGUAUUAUCAAAAUUAUGGCCAUUUCAUAGGCGUUUUAGGACUAUGAGAUUUAUUAUAGUUAUAUAAGUAUACAUAGGCAUUUUAGGAUUUUUUUUAUAAAAACGACUUACAUAAGCAUGCAAAUUGUAAUCAUUAUAAUCAUGUAAUGCAUCCUAUAUUUUUUUUUCCGCUCCAACAAUAUUUUGUUGGAGAAUUAUACUUGCCAUCUGUCCUCCCAUCUAAUUUACUCACCAUUUGUAUAUUAUAUUAUAUCAUAUUAUAUUAUAUAUUAUCACCAUUUGUCAUAGCAUCGUGAUUUACUUACUGAAAUCAUAAACACAUAAAGUACGAUGGUCCCUCCCCCACAGUAUGUCAACCUUUAAAGCUUCUAACUCAACAAGUGUUUCAAAGGUUUAAAGUUAUAUUAAGAUGAAAGUGCCAAAUCUUUAUUAUUAUUGAUAGCAAGAAACAUUAAGAAAAUAAAACAUAUAUUUAGUCGCAAUUAGUGAAUUACUGGAUUCAAAAUUCAUAGGUCUCCAUUUGUAAUUUUAACAUGAUUGAUGAAAUGUUCGGGGUCUGUAAUCACAGUGCCUAAAAGGGCUGAUGGACCCUUAUCAAGUCUAGAGCACACACAGAGAGAAACAUAUUAAUUACCUAGCACCAUGUAGACAUUUAAACCUGUAGUGUAUUUUUAAUCUAUUGAUGACAUUUUGAUGUUGUUUUUUUUUAAAAAAAGGAUCAAACCUUUGCUGUAUGGGAUAGUAGCUUUAAGGAUUUCAGGUUGAUUUGAUCAACGUCAGGGGUCAAUAAGAUUUUCCUUCUUUUAUGACCCAACUUAGGGAUGGGGCUAGGGGGAGGGAUAUAGAUUUGCCAUUGUCCAUUCAUCUGUUAUGCUGUCAAAAAAAAACAACAGUGGAAUUUCGGGGACAUCAGUGUCCUAAGGACAAAUUUAUAGUUUAUAUAGUAUGGCCACUUUUUACCUUUAUUGAAGCAUUGAUAGGGUGGAUUGAGUGUUGUGAGUGAUGUUCUUGUUCUGAUUGCAUUUUUAUACAUUUAGUAUAUGCUUUAAUGUGUUCUUUAUAAGUUUAUGAUGAAAUCCGUCCAAAUAUAUUUCAUACAUUUCUUUACUGUCAUGCGUAAUUAGAGCCUGGCAAGACAGGGGUAAAGUUGUUUACUUGUGACAAGUGCUUACUGCAGGUUAAUUUAGGUUUUAUUUUGUUUAUAAUAAUAAACACAUAUAAGUUGUUGCUGAUGGUUUAGGCAGUAUUGUAUUUAAUCAGAGCUUCCAUUAAGUUUCAAAAUUUAGAAAUCAGAGACUGCGAAUUGUCUGACACUGGAAGUCACAUUAUAUGAGCCGCGUCAUGACAAAACCAACGUAAUGGGUUUGCGACCAGCAUGGAUCCAGACCAGCCUGCGCAUCCGCGCAGUCUGAUCAGGAUCCAUGCUGUUCGCUUACAAACCCUAUUACAAGUAGAGAAACUGAUAGCGAACAGCAUGGAUCCUGAUCAGACUGCGCAGUGAGCAGGCUGGUCUGGAUUCAUGCUGGUCGCAAACCCAUUAUGUUGGUUUUGUCAUGACGCGGCUCAUAUAGGUAAAGAAGGAGGAAGUAACAAGCCAAAAUCAAGCCCAAAUUCCACUAAUGGAAGCCCUUUUCAAUAUUUCUGUAAAUUUAUAAGAAUCAAAAUGACUUACUUUCGUUGACUAUAAUGGCUGGAAGAUUGGAUGAAGACAAAAUUGAAUUCAUGAGCUAUUAAAUUGUUUUUACCCGAGCAAUAAAGUCAUAUUUGAAACACUUGUUAAUCAUAAGUAAAUAUUUCCUAUGUUGACAUAUGAAUGAAAUCUUAGUUGUUAAAAAAGGGCAAAAUGAGGAAUAAUGUAUUAGAUAUAAUGAUUUUAGCCGCAAUAUGAUACUAUUUAACCCUUAGUCUAAUGGCAGCAACCGAAUUCACCCAUGGGACCAGUGCAGAACAAAAAGAAAAAGCCAGCACAUGGUUCUAUUCCCUCUGUCAUGAUAUGCUAUGUUGGCUAUACAAUUUGUACUUAUUUGAAAAUUUCCCUGAAAAGAAUAAAUGGUUUUUGUUCAGAUUGAAAGAUUGUCAAGCCCAUUUAAGAUAUUUAGCUUGGUAAAUGUAAGAUUACUGAACAUUGAAUAAAUUAUUAUUGCUAUGAUGUGUUGUUUAUAAUAAGUUUGUUGACUAUAUUGUUUAUUGAUGAUUGUGUAAAAGUUUUUAUAUUGAAAUGCUUUGAAAUUAUUUCAUUAAAUAUUUUAUUUGUUUAAUAUCAAACUUAAAUUAGGACAAGUCCAUUAUUCAGCUUAACCUCCUGAAUUUAUAAAAUGGACUCUUCCAGCAUUCAUUUUUGGAACUGACCUUUAUCAACUUUGGCAAUAACAAGAUGAAAAUUCAAAAUUAGUUACCUAUCAGUAUAAAGCAUUGUCAGCCUGUAAGGAAGUACGGGCUGGCCUGGCUCUAUACUGGUGGCAAAGGUAAAUAACUUUUGGUUACAGCAGGUUUUAGAUUAAUUAUGCUUAAAUAGACAUUCAUUAAGACCUUUCAAAAUAGACUCUAUGUCUCUAAACCAUAAUUUUAUCUUUCUUUGCUUCAUAGAGCUUGAUUUUUGUUUAAGUAAAUUCUCUUUUUCUUUGUUUUUUUAUGUCUUUUUCUUUGUUUUUUAUUAGAAUGAUAUUUGUUUGUGUCUAGUCCGAAUUUAUAGAUGUUUGUAAAAUGAGUGUUUAGAAAUGUUGCAAUGUUUGCUUAUUUACAUAUUUUUAACAAAUGAACAUUUCAUAAUUCAAAUAGUUAUAGUUGUGCAUUUAAAAGAUGCAACAUGAUACAAAGGCAAUUCCAUACAACAGUGCAUUAAACAUACUCUAUUUUCUUGCCAUGUCAUUUUUGUCAAACAUAGACUAAAAACAUCAUUAUGUAUAGAAAAUAACUAAAUACUAGUAAGACAUAAAUAAGGCUAAGUUAGAAUACAUUUUUGGUUUAAACGUAUUUUUAUUCAAGAUAUAUACACAUGUUAAUAAUAAUUUACAAUUUAAAGCAAAAAGGAAUUGAACCGAGAGCUACAAUAGCUCAUGCUAGUCGUCUCCUUUAAAAUAAAGGAAAUGCCUUAAUCUGGUCAGUCUCAAAAAUAUUGACCAGAGCAGAGAGUUUUUAAAAAUUAACAAGAUUGUCAAAUCACAAAGUAACUUCGGGUUUUAGGACAGUGUUACAGUAUUAUUUGUUGACCAUAAACUUUGAAACAUUAUAUGUUGCUUUUUGCAAUUUACUAGAUAUGUGUUUAUAGAAAGUUUGCUUUUUUAUGCAUUUAUUAUUAACAAAUGGUGUUUGAAAGUUAAAGGUACCUACACCAGUCAGUCAAUUGUCAGCAUAAUUAUCUCUUUCACAGGAAGACUUUUUAGUAUUACCAGCUCUUUCUAAGACGUCGGUAGUUGUGAAUAUCGCAUUACUUAAGCUGUACUUUGCUUCAAAUUGUUCUGUUUAUCUAAAGAUAUACAUAUAUCUUGGCAUUUAAAUUCUUGUUAUAAUAUCUUGUUAUAUUAGCCAGGACAUCAGUGGCUGAGUUGUUCAGGUGUCUGACGUCAAAUCACUUGUCCCUCCUUGUUUUAAAGUCCUAUCUUGGCAGAAUUCUUUGAACUAAGGGAAUUAUCUAGCACGUAGGUGAUUUUACGCAGCUUCCCGCUUGAGCUAAACUAAAGUAGAUUUUACCAUAUGACCUUUACAACGUAUGUAUGACUUAAUAUACAGUAAACUCCGCUUAUAACGUUAUUCAGGGGAACGUCGAGUUUACGUUAUAUCCGGAUAUCGAUAUAUCCGAGAGGCAACCAAUUUGA